AUGGGUCUCCCCGAGCACUUCACGCUCAACACUGGAGCCAAGAUCCCAGCUGUGGGCUUCGGUACAUGGCAAGCUGCUCCUCACGAGGUCGAGAAGGCUGUUGAAGAGGCAUUGAAGCAAGGAUACCGCCACAUUGACGCCGCUGCAAUCUACCGCAACGAAGCUGAAGUCGGUGCCGGAAUCAGGAACUCUGGCGUGAAGCGAGAGGACAUCUUCCUUACCAGCAAGCUAUGGAACACCAAGCAUCGUCCAGAAGAUGUUGAGCCUGCUCUGGAUCAGACGCUGAAGGACUUGGGCACAGACUACGUUGACCUUUACCUGAUGCACUGGCCUGUUGCCUUCGCAUCAGGCGAUAAGUGGUUCCCACUCGGCGAUGACGGUGUCUUCAAGGCAUUUGAGGCUGACUACGUCACGACCUACAACGCCAUGGUCAAGCUCCUUGACACUGGCAAGGUCAAGGCAAUCGGUGUUUCCAACUUCAACAUCCGCCGCCUCGAAGACCUCCUCAAGAAGACUUCUGUCGUUCCAGCUGUCAACCAGAUCGAGGCACACCCAUACCUGCAACAAGCAGAGUUGACCCAAUGGUGCAAGGACAAGAACAUCCUCGUCGAGGCAUACUCGCCACUCGGCAACAACCAGACAGGCGAGCCUCGCACCGUUGACGACCCGAAGGUCCAUGAGGUUGCGAAGUCUCUUGGUCAGGAUCCUGGCGUUGUGCUUGGUGGCUGGGGUGUGCAGCGCGGCACUGUUGUUCUGCCAAAGAGUGUGACACCUUCGAGAAUUGCGUCGAACUUGAAGGUCAGGGAGUUGCCACAGGAAGCAUUUGAUGCGCUGAACGCUCUUGAGAAGCACAAGCGUUUCAACUUCCCAGCACGAUGGGGCGUGGACAUCUUCGAUGAGGCUGGUGAGGAGGCCGUCAAGAAGGCCGCGAAGGAUGCUGCGGCCGAGAACCCGACGAAAUUCAAGAUAUAG
This is a messenger RNA of Fulvia fulva, 972 nucleotides long. Its product is annotated as Aldehyde reductase 1. The coding region runs from base 1 to 972 and encodes 323 amino acids. Lineage: Eukaryota; Fungi; Ascomycota; Dothideomycetes; Mycosphaerellales; Mycosphaerellaceae. Gene Ontology annotation, cellular component: cytosol. The transcript has 2 exons. Gene Ontology annotation, molecular function: aldose reductase (NADPH) activity. The record is from RefSeq and is a predicted model, not a curated record.